UUGCUUCCAUGAGUGCAACUGGGGAGGAGCAGCGGCGGCGGCGGCGUGUGCGCGGGCCGAGGAGGCCGGGGGGUUAUACAGGCGGCAGUAGCAUCGGCUGCAUAAACGCGCUGCUUGUGCUACUUGUACGCCGGGCUCUCCAGCGAGCCUGGAAGAAGUCUGCAAUAUUGCAUGGUGGUGGUAGUGACGGUCCACAUUCCUCAGCUUUCUCCGCCGCCGCUGUCGCUUGCUGCCGCUGCUGCUGCAGUGCAUCUCGCAUCAACAGAUGUCGUGACGCUCAUGCAAAAAGCGCGGAAAGGAGCAUCCACACAGCUACGCGAGCUGCAGGAGCCCAUCGAUGCAGGGAACCCCAGAGCUCGGGAAAGGGCUCCGUUGAAAUGCCCCAUACGGGGGCAGAUCAUCUCGAAAUGCCGUGAAGCCGAAUAUGAUUGUCCGUGGUUGCAAUGCAGCACUGAGACGUUGGGUUUUUUAGCUUGCCAGUGUGUUAAAUCCAGAUGCAACUGACUUCAUUCCAAGAGACAGGCAAGCUUUCAGUCUGAACUGGAAUAGUCAAUCCAGAUUGGAAUCAAAUCGGGACAGAAAUGCUAUACCACCUUCUGUUCACCCUAGACACAGUAAAUAUGAAAAUUCUCCUGUAGAUCAGCAUACUUUUUAUAGUCUAGAGAGUCAGCAUAGAAGCCAACCAGAUUCUUCAUUGUUCAACAGUAUGGGUAAAACAAAGGGCCGCAACUUACACAGUCAGCGAUGGCUGAGAUCAAGGAAUGAUAGAACACAUGGCAGAAAUCAGGCAAAGCAGACAAAUGCAGGGAAUUCAGAAGAUCCUCAAUGUUUAGAUGGCAGAUUGAUUCAAGGACGAAGGAUGAAUCCAAGAGAAUACAGUGAUUUUUCUUCAGACAGUGAAAAAGAGGCUGCUACUGCAGAUAACAGAGGAGCAAAGCCAAAGAAGACAUAUUUGAUGCAUUCACGUGGAAGAGGGUUGAAGGAAAAGGAGAAACAUCCUCCUGAAAGGGAUAAAAGAGUAGUUUCUAAAUGGAAGGACAAGCCCUUUGAAAAUAUACCAGCAAUAGAUCUUACACAGUCAGACUCUUCUGAUGCAUCACUUGGAAAAGCAAUAUCUGAUGGCUUUUCUGACAAUAGCAUUGCACGGAGAAAGUACCCUUUUGCCAACAGAUAUUUUAGGGAGCCUAUGUGGAAUAAAGAGACUGGCAAAAGGCAAGAUACAUCUAGGAGCAAACACGUAAAACAUGUUAAGAAUGCGUCCCUUCCGCAUCCUCCCAAAGAACGCACCAGUGAGAAGAGAGAAUCUGUGCUGCGCGAAAGGGGUUCAAACUUAGUGAGUGUGGCACAGGCACAGCCAGUACAGGAAUCAGGUACACGUGAUGGGAGAAAACCUGUCUUUCAAGAUGGAUAUAAAAGUAGGCGCUGGAAAAAGCAAAAUGAUGCACCAAAGAGCAAAGAAACUCAUACAGGGUCUCUGAUAGAGCAGCUUACCUCAGAAAAAUAUGAAUGCAUGGUAUGUUGUGAUGUGAUCCGUGUGGUGGCCCCAGUGUGGAGCUGUCAGAAUUGCUAUCAUGUAUUCCACUUGAGCUGCAUUAAGAAGUGGGCAAGAUCACCAGCAGCGCAGAAUGAAGAUGGUAAUAGUGGUUGGCGGUGCCCUGCUUGUCAAAAUGUUUCAUCCCAAGUUCCUAAUAUUUACACCUGUUUCUGUGGUAGGGUAAAAAAUCCUGAAUGGAAUCAAAAUGAAAUUCCACAUAGCUGUGGAGAACUCUGUAGAAAGAAAAGAUCAGCUCAAGACUGUCCACAUUUAUGUAAUAUACUCUGCCAUCCAGGACCUUGCCCAUCAUGCCCUGCUUUCAUGACCAAAAAAUGUGAAUGUGGACGCACAAGCCAUUCAGUUCGCUGUGGGCAUUCUACUGCAAUUCAGUGUACUAACAUAUGUGGGAAUGUUUUGAAUUGUGGUACACAUAGCUGUACCCAGAUAUGCCAUUCAGGAAAAUGCCAGCCGUGUGAAAUGACUGUAAAACAAGUGUGUUACUGUGGGAGCACCUCUCGAGAAGUGUUGUGUGGGACAAGUGAGGAUCAUUUCUCUUGUCUGAGAACUUGUGGCAAAAAACUAUCCUGUGGAAUGCACAACUGUGCACAAGUAUGCCACCCCCAGUCUUGCCAGCCUUGUCCACGGCUUCCACAAAUAGUGCACUGUUGCCCUUGUGGGCAGACGCCCCUUAAUAAAUUAUUAGAGCUGGGGUGCACAGAACGUAAACUCUGCACAGAUCCCAUCCCAUCGUGUGGAAGAACAUGUGGAAAACCUCUGCCUUGUAGUAGCUUUGAUGCUGUUCAUACAUGCGAAAACCUCUGCCAUGAAGGAGAAUGUGGACCGUGUUCUCGCACAUCAAAGAUUUACUGCAGAUGUGCCUUAAAAACAAAGGAAGUUCCCUGUGCCUCACUCAAAAACCAAGUUGUAGUUGUGUUCUUGUGUGACAAGAGAUGCAACAAGAAGCUGUCAUGUGGACGACACAAGUGUAAUGAGAUUUGCUGUGUGGACAAAGAACACAAGUGCUCUUUGAUUUGUGGACGGAAACUCAAUUGUGGCAUCCAUAGAUGCGAAGAACCUUGUCAUCGUGGCAAUUGUCAGAAGUGCUGGCAGACUAGCUUUGAGGAAUUAACGUGUUACUGUGGUGAAUCAGUAAUAUACCCCCCAAUACCUUGUGGUACUCGACCACCAGAAUGUAAAAAUUCAUGUACUAGACCUCAUGAAUGUGACCACCCAGUGUAUCAUUCCUGUCAUAGUGAAGACAAGUGUCCACCAUGUACGUACCUUGUUCAGAAAUGGUGUAUGGGAAGACAUGAGCUGCGGAGCAAUAUUCCCUGUUACCUCACUGACAUCUCCUGUGGUCUUCCCUGUGAUCGAAUGUUAAAAUGUGGAAUGCACAAAUGUAAAAGGAUUUGCCACAAAGGGGAAUGCCUCAUAGAUGAAGAAUGCAGGCAACCGUGUACUAUUCUUAGGCUUCACUGUAAUCAUCCAUGUAUGUCUCCAUGCCACCCAUCUUUACCAUGCCCCACAACGUCUUGCAGUGCAAAGGUUGAACUUCAUUGUGAGUGUGGGAGAAGAAAGGAGACUAUGAUUUGUUCAGAAGCAUCAAGCACUUUUCAAAGAAUAGCUGCUAUUUCUAUAGCCUCUAAGUUAACAGAUCCACAUCACGGAGAUUCAAUAGAGAUCAGCAAAUUGAUUACCAAAAAGGAAAUGAAGCAAACCAGGCUGCAGUGUGAUGAUGAAUGUUUGGCUCUUGAAAGAAACAGGCGGUUUGCUGAGGCUCUUCAUAUUGAUGACAGUUCUGAUCCUUUUAAUGUCCGUGCCUCUGUACCCAAGUACAGUGAUAGCUUGAAAGAGGAUGCAAGGAAAGAUUUAAAGUUUGUCAGUGAAGUUGAGAAAGAAAUGAAAGCCCUUGUAGAAGCAGUAAAUAAGAGCAAGCAUACAAAGAAGAGCCAUUGCUUCCCACCCAUGAACAGAGAACACCGCAGAAUCAUCCAUGAGCUUGCUCAGGCUUACGGCAUAGAGAGUGUGAGCUAUGAUAACGAACCAAAGCGCAAUGUUGUUAUCAGUGCGGUGAAAGGGAAAUCUGUUUGCCCAACAGUUACUCUGACUUCACUGCUUACCAAGGAAAGGCAGACGAGGCCCCCACCACCUAUUCCUCAUCACAAACAAUCAGAAAAGCACGGGAAUAGCAGCACAGAGAGAGGAUUCAAAGAGGAGCCUGUGAUUGACUACUUUGAUGUACAGGACUGAAAAAAUGAAUGUGAAAUUUGUGCCGUUGAAAAGUGGAAGUUAUGCUACCAAUCAUUUUUUCCGUUGAAACGCUUUGUACUCAGUGUAUUCAAAGUACAUCCUGGAAACAGCAGAUGAAAAGAAAUAGCUUGUCAUUCUUUAACCCUCUGUGUGUGUGUAACCAGCUUUGGGGUGGGGGGGAACGAACAUAGAAUGUAAGUGCAAGUUGUCUGUACGUCUCAACAGACUGCAUCUGACACUGCAAAACCUGUAGUGGUUCGUCAGGACAGAAAAAUGCAACAAGUUGGCAUCUAAGGUAAUCUGCUAUAAAAUAUAAACAAAUUAUAUCUCCUCUGUAAGGUAAACUUUUUGUCUGGGUAUAAGGCACAAUGAAACAAUAGCCCUAUGCAAGCUGUCUCCCCUCACUCAUGUAAAAUUGCACCCACCUUUUGUGAUUGGCAGCCCUGCCCUCUGCCAUCCAUGUGCUGGGGAGAGCUCCGAAGCAGGAAGCUUGUUCCGUGGUUAUAGGCUCCCUGUAUGAUCAGAAACACCCUGCGCAGUCAGGUCCCUAAAUCAUUCUGGGAGUAUAAACCUAUAGGGCUGGCUCUUUGUUUUAGACCUCCCCCCAACUCCAGCUUUUAAAGUUUUCAGCUUAAGGAAACAAGUUAAUUGAAUUUGUGAAGUACAAAAUUAGGGAUCCCAGCUAUGCUGAUGUAUCCAGAUGAAAUGAUGAAUGCCACCUUUUCAGUCAAAGCAUUACAAGGCAUAGUCCCAUAGCAAUUUGAACUUUGUGCAGCCUAGAAACAGUAGGAUUGGUGAGUCAGUAAGUUUAUACUUUUUGUAUCUAAACUUGAGUUGCCUUUGCCAGUCUAAUGCUGGAUAUAUUCAGGUGGUGAGUGUAUGGAGCUGGGGAUUUUUUAUGUCAUCUGUAGGUUCCUUUUUGGGUUUUUUAAUGGAAAUGAGCUUAUCGGUUAUUCUUCAGUUCGGGUAGCAUGUAGCCUUAUGCUUUGCGUGUAGUGGUGACAAAUAAUAAUAAUAAUAAUAAUUAUUUGCAUUUUUAUCAGUGGUCAGACAGCAAUUGAAUAUGGUUACUGCACUUGAAAUGAACUAUAAAGCCACCUUAUUGUUUCUCCUCCUUUUCAUCUUUUCAAACUGUGACCCAUACAUUUCCUUAACAUUCUUCCUGCUUCGUACCCCUUCCUUUUGUGGACAGCUUCCAAGCUACAGGAGUGCCCACAUGGGUGCACCUUACUAAAAAUAAUAGUGUGUAAGAAUUUUAGAUGAGGGUACUGUUUAGUCAAUUUUACUUAAUUCGUACCCUGCUUUUCCAUUAAAUACAGGUGAAACUCGGAAAAUUAGAAUAUCAUCGAAAAGUGCAUUUAUUUCAGUAAUGCUUUGGAAAUUCCACAGUAAUAAAACAAAGUUACAAUAAUACAAAAAUAAACAUAGUUAUUACAUUUCAUUAAUUACAUUCCAUUUAUAAUUGACCUGCCUAACGACUAAUAAUUACAAUUACAACAAAUAAAGGCUUGACAUAUCUUGCUUUGCAUUUCAUGCAUCUAUCUCAUACAUUGGUUUCACCUUUUAAGUUGUGUUACUGAAAUAAAUGCACUUUUCGUCAAUACUCUAAUUUUCUGAGUUUCACCUGUAUGUGUAAUAGCAUUUUAUCAGUAUGCAGGGGAAUCCUGAAGUGGCUUGCACUAUCUGUAUAUGCCUUGUGAACACGUGCAAGUUUCCAUUCUUGGUGCAUUAUGAUUUAAAUUAG
This is a messenger RNA of Zootoca vivipara (common lizard), 5528 nucleotides long. It is a transcript of the gene NFX1, whose product is annotated as nuclear transcription factor, X-box binding 1. The record is from RefSeq and is a predicted model, not a curated record. Gene Ontology annotation, biological process: negative regulation of transcription by RNA polymerase II. Gene Ontology annotation, cellular component: nucleus. Gene Ontology annotation, molecular function: RNA polymerase II transcription regulatory region sequence-specific DNA binding; DNA-binding transcription factor activity, RNA polymerase II-specific; zinc ion binding. Lineage: Eukaryota; Metazoa; Chordata; Lepidosauria; Squamata; Lacertidae.